UAGUGAAAUCAUCUGUCAUUUACCAUGGCAUUGAUCAACUAUAGAGUGGUGUAUCUAGGAAAUCUUCGCAGUGACACAGGCCUGAAGAACCUCAAAGAUAACAUCCUAAAUCUAUUCAGACACUACUUGGGUAUCGGAAUUACCCUUGAUGAUAUCUUUAUACACACGAAUCAUGGGAAAGGUUCCUGGUAUGCUUUUGUAAAUUGUCACGAGGAACACCAAGCAGAAUUUGUCCUUGAUCAGCUGGAGACAUGGGAGUCUAGGAGACACACUCGCUUUAAUUUUACUUCCAUUUGUGAAGGAUCUCAGCCUUUGUUGAUCGACUACAAACGUGAAACAAAACACAAAAACAAGAAAUCAAGAAGAAAGAAGAGAAAACCAAAGGGUAAUGACUCCCCUGAUAUUACAGAGCAAUUUGAUGAAUAUUACCCAGAGGACUUAACUCGAGAAAAGCCGCUUCAAGAGAAUGAUUACACUAGCCUACCCUCCUUAAAGAGUGGAAAGAACUUCUUAGGUUUAACAAAGAAAAUUGACCAGCCUGCUCUUGGGAUAUACUUAGAUGGAGAACAACUUGGCAAUGAAACUAGAAAUAAGGAAUUCAAAAAAGGUGGAGGAGAAUAUGUUAAAAAUGUAAUGAAAAAACACGUUUCAAAGUAUGUGUGUGCUUUUCUGAACAGCGGAGAGGAGGGUACUUUGUAUCUAGGGGUGAAUGACAAUGGGUGUGUUGAGGGAAUCCCUUGCCAACAGGCCAGAGAGGAUGGGGUAAGGUUGGACAUUGAUGAAGCAAUAAAAACUAUCAUUCCUCCUGUGUUCCCAAACAUCUACGAAGUCAAGUUCACACCUGUGUUCUAUAAAUUAGGAGUCCCCAAAGAGGAUUAUAAAGUAAUAGAAAUAAUAGUCCAUGGCACAGGGGAUAUAGACCGAUUGUAUCAUUCUCCCCAUGGAGUUUUCUUGAGGAGGGAUGGAGGGGUGCAAUCACUGACUGUCCCAGAGAUUCAGGAGUGGUCAAUUCAGAAACACCAGAAAGAAAUAAGAAGAUUGGAGGAAAGGCUCCAGAAACAGGAGGACUUAUUUGAGAGGAGAACACAGGAGGAAAAGGACAAGAAAUCCAGAGUCUGUGUUGUCAUGUAGUUCUGUUCACCUGAGGAAAAAGAUCUCUCCUAGCUCAACACACAAAAAUCCAGGACACUUAAUUCAUUUACUUUCAAUGCAUUGAGCAAUAGCUUUUAAGACUUCCAAGUCUUGUUGCACCUUAAGAUUUUUAUAUUGAAGCUUUUUAAUAGAUACCACUGUUUAACAGUACAUGU
This is a messenger RNA of Saccostrea echinata, 1307 nucleotides long. RefSeq names its product schlafen-like protein 1. The record is from RefSeq and is a predicted model, not a curated record. The coding region runs from base 25 to 1131 and encodes 368 amino acids. The transcript has 4 exons. NCBI's taxonomy places the organism in Eukaryota, Metazoa, Mollusca, Bivalvia, Ostreida, Ostreidae. Gene Ontology annotation, molecular function: nucleic acid binding.